AUGCAAGUAAAGAUCGAGUUCAGUGGCGGAUGUGAAUUACUAUUUGAUAAUAAAACCUCAUUGACAAUUGACAAUUUGGAGGAAGGGACAACAAUGCAACAAUUAAUUUUGUUGUUGAAAGACAAAUAUUUAAAGGAGAAACCAGAAUUAUUUAUGAAUAAUGAGAAUACAUCAAUUCGGCCUGGUAUUUUAGUGAUUAUUAAUGACACCGAUUGGGAGCUAGUUGAUGAAUUGCAAUAUAAACUUCAAGACAAGGAUAACGUUGUAUUUAUUUCAACUCUACAUGGAGGAUAA
Messenger RNA from Naegleria lovaniensis, 294 nucleotides. RefSeq lists its product as uncharacterized. The transcript has 3 exons. Gene Ontology annotation, biological process: protein urmylation; tRNA thio-modification. Gene Ontology annotation, cellular component: nucleus; cytoplasm. Gene Ontology annotation, molecular function: protein tag activity. NCBI's taxonomy places the organism in Eukaryota, Heterolobosea, Eutetramitea, Acrasida, Naegleriidae. The coding region runs from base 1 to 294 and encodes 97 amino acids. The record is from RefSeq and is a predicted model, not a curated record.